Messenger RNA from Penicillium antarcticum, 3852 nucleotides. Its product is annotated as ubiquitin-specific protease UBP2. The record is from RefSeq and is a predicted model, not a curated record. The coding region runs from base 1 to 3852 and encodes 1283 amino acids. NCBI's taxonomy places the organism in Eukaryota, Fungi, Ascomycota, Eurotiomycetes, Eurotiales, Aspergillaceae. Gene Ontology annotation, molecular function: cysteine-type deubiquitinase activity; proteasome binding. Gene Ontology annotation, biological process: proteasome-mediated ubiquitin-dependent protein catabolic process; regulation of proteasomal protein catabolic process; protein deubiquitination. The transcript has 12 exons.
AUGGCGCCUAUCCAGAGGGCAGGUAAGGCUGUACCUCGUUUGGUUCACGACCUCCAACUUUAUGACCCAGCACACGUCCCCGACACUGGCCGUAACCUACUCGCCCAAGUUCCUCCAGUAUACUCUUACCCAGAACCUUGGGAAGGUCUCCCUGGAUUCAUAUCGCCGGGGGCAUGCAAACACCAAUAUGUCAUAAAGACAGACCAAACCUUCCUGGCCCAGGCUGAACAUCGGAAACGGCCAGGAACGUCAUCCAAAAUUGCGGCGGUUUGCUCAGAAUGCCGCUGUCAUCUUCAAGUGGUGGUCAACUACACCAACGGCAUGAAUUCAUUCAAUCAGAACAAGGAAGGCCAUCUCCAUCAUUUGGUUUACAAGUCAGGUAGACAGAAGAAUGGUGUCUCAAUGCCGGAGAUGACAGACAAAGGACAAGUUGCCGAGACCUUCCACUAUCAAUGUUCUUACAUAUCAUGCUCGGCAAUGGUGUCUUUACGGAUACUUUCACCAAUUCUGAACUCAGAAUUUGUUCAAUUGAUGACCGAUCCGGAUUUGCUACAUGAACGGGCCGAACAAGCUUUGGCAGCAUAUCCCGAAUCAAUGGAAGGCAUGGGUGAUCCUAAACCGAUCAGUGUGCUGGAUAAUUUACGUCUUUAUAUCAGCAAUGCACUUCGUAAUGCUCAACGUGGGAAGCCUAUAUCAGCGGCUAACAAAAGAUUCAUGCACUCGUUUGGCGUGGAAGGUGCUCCCUGUAAAGAGUUGCUAGAGUUCCUAGAGUUCACUUUCAACAAGGAGACCGGUGCGUGGACACCACCCCAACCAAACGUCAACGCCGACAAACCCUACCAAGACCCGUUUUGCAUCUUUCUCGACGACGUCGCGCAUGAACUCUUAACUUUAAUUCAUCAUCGACCUCUUUCAGAGAAACGCGGCUCCCAGUUUCCCGCUCUUCCGCCAUCUGCCAUCACCCAGAUCUAUUCUGCUCUCGAGGCAUUGAACUACCCUAAAGCUGCGCGCGUCGAGGAUUUCGAGAUGGCUUCCGUUCCUUGCUACGAGGACUUGGGAGUCGUGGAGGACAUGCCUACCUACCAGAUUAUUUGGGCAUUUGAGCGUCAAAUCGCCGCUGAUCCGCGCAGAUACCCCCUCUACCUUUCUGCUCUGAAGCAAGUUGCCCAACUUCGCGUUGCUUCAUCAGGUGGCGAAGACUGGGCAAUGAUUGAUAAAACCGUGCAACGAGCUUACGCUGAAGGAAAAUACGCGGUCGAAGAUGUCGGCGACGCUUAUCGAUUCUUCGGUCUCCGAUCGGAUGAUCCGAACCUCACCGACGAUAGCAUCAUUGGGAAAUUCUAUGCUUUCUUGAGCUCCACCAACCGCGAAACGGAAGCGCGUCAGCAGCUUUGGCGUAUUGGCGAUAGCAGAGCGAGUGAGGCCAUCAUCUCUGCAUCUGAAAACCGCGUUUCCACAGUCGAGCAAGCGAAUGUUUUCCUGGGCGUCGAGAAUGAGACACCCGAUGAUUUCGUUAUGACUAUGUACACGGCCAAGGUCAAUGACAACCCGUUGAACAAAGAACUGGCAAGCCGUGCGGUCGCUCUCAUUGCCGCCUCUCGCAAGUCGAUUGCCUUGGACCACUUCAUCAACACUGGGGAAACAAUUGCUUCGGAAAUGGACGUCGGUGAUGCUUAUCGUCUGCUCCAAAUUCCCGAUCGCACUGCAGACGCGGGUGCUAUCGUUGCCGCAUACACUAUCUGCGUUGAUGAAAACCCGGGCCAAGCUGAAAAGUAUCAUCAGGCUAUGGAGAUUAUUGCCAAUCAAACCAAUAAUGAUGCCUUGCGAGGCAUGGCAGGCCUUAGCGCUCCACAGACUUGCAACAUAUCAGAGUGGCCGGUCGGCUUGCAGAACAUUGGCAACACGUGCUAUCUGAACAGUCUUCUCCAGUACUACUUUUCGAUCCGACCUUUUCGCGAGAUGGUUUUGGACUAUGAAACACACCAGAUGGAUUUGAAUGAUGAUGAAACCAUGGCAAAAAAGCAAGUGGGAUCUCGCAAGGUCAUGAAGAACGAGGUUGAGCGAUCCCAGCGAUUCCUCAAAGAGCUACGAACUCUGUUCCAAGGCAUGAUCACUGCUGCUCGCAACUCGGUCAUCCCCGGCCAGGAACUGGCUCGGUUGACUUUGAUCAGCCCCAGUAACGAGGCAGCCAUCCGUCGUCGCUCGACUAUCUCUGCUAGCAGAAACCAGAUUCUUGGAGAGAUUGAAGGUGCUCCCAUCCUGGGACCGCUUGGUUUCCCUGCAUCUGUUUCGCUGGACGAUGCUGGCCAACCCCCAACUGAUGCAGCUAGUUCUGCUCCUAUCACGAACUCGACCAUGCGUGAUAUGAGUGGUAUUGAUCGUGACUUCACCAUGGCCUCGGGAAACCACCCCGAUAUCCCAAUAUCCUCUAUCGAGGAUAAAGAAAAUGAUCCCCCGCAAUUGGACGAUACCGAGGUUGCACCCUCUGAUAAGAUGUCACUCGAGCCACGCAACACCGUGCCUGAUCAGCCAGGGCCAUCUAAUGUGCCGCCUCCUGUUCCCCCUCGCCCUGUCCCAGAGUUUGACCGCGAGAAGCAAUUAAAAGAAGAGGUUGAGAUUGGCGCUCAGCAGGAUGUGACUGAAGUUAUCAACAACGUUCUCUUCCAGAGUCAGUGCGCUAUCAAGCCGAUCGGCAUUGGCAGUGAUGGUGAGCAGCUUGACCAGAUCAAAGACCUAUUUUAUGGUCAAACCCGGUCCUACAUCUCCGAGGAGAAGGGCACGCGUUCGAAGGAGGAGCGCUGGUGUGACAUCAAGGUCGAUGUCGCACAUGGACCUCGCGAUAUCUACGAUGCCAUCGAUGGAGCUUUUGAUGUCCAGAAAAUCAGCGUUGGAAACUCCGUUGCUGAACAGUUUGGUUCCAUCAGUCGGCUUCCUCCCAUCCUGCAGGUUCAAGUGCAGCGAGUUCAGUUUGAUCCCGUGAAGAAAAGCUCGUUCAAGUCGACCAAUCAUCUUGGGUUGCUCGAGACCAUCUACAUGGACCGAUAUAUGGACGCCAAGAACCCUGAUUUUGUGAACCGCCGAUCCCAGACUUGGGAAUGGAAGGCUACUUUGAAGGCUCUCGAGGCCCGCCGCGUGGAGCUGCUCAAACAGUCGGAGUUCGAUGAUGGUAUUGAUAUGACGGAAAUUUUCAGACACACUAGUGAAGCGAUCGACACUAUCAGAGAAGGUGACUCUGAUAGCGGACCUGAUUCCCUGGCGUCCAUGCUUAGCUCGCAGCUGUCGGACGACCUCAAAUUUAUUUCUGCAUCGGCUCAAACUGAGCUGCAAUCCAUUGACCAGCAGCUCAAGGACACCCGAGCCAUGAUCUCCACCCAGUUCGCUGAUUACAAGAAGUUGCCAUACCGACUGUAUGCCGUGUUUGUGCACCGUGGCUCGGUCUCCUUCGGACAUUAUUGGAUCUACAUCUAUGACUUCAACAAGGAAAUUUGGCGCAAGUACAACGACGAGUAUGUCACCGAGGUCUCCAACGUGAAGGAGAUUUUCGAGAACGACUCCACCACUAAUCCCGCAACCCCAUACUUCCUGGUCUACGUCAACGACAACAUCAAAGACCGCCUCGUCGACCCGCUCUGCCGCGACGUGACCGAAUCGAUGCCCGAUAUGACCGAACACGAAAUCCCCGUCAUGCAGGACACCGGGGCAGCCAGCCCCACCGACGUGGACAUGGAACCCCCCCUCUACGACACUAGUGCGCCGCAUGGCACCCCAGAUUCCACAGCCGUCGACGCGAUAGCUGUCAAUCCACUGAAGCGUAAGAGCGUGGACGCCGAUGGCAAAGAGCUCCCAGCUUGA